Cynara cardunculus var. scolymus (artichoke) is the source of this 1316-nucleotide messenger RNA. Its product is annotated as 26S proteasome non-ATPase regulatory subunit 7 homolog A. The record is from RefSeq and is a predicted model, not a curated record. Gene Ontology annotation, molecular function: metallopeptidase activity; protein binding. NCBI's taxonomy places the organism in Eukaryota, Viridiplantae, Streptophyta, Magnoliopsida, Asterales, Asteraceae. The coding region runs from base 119 to 1051 and encodes 310 amino acids. Gene Ontology annotation, biological process: proteasome-mediated ubiquitin-dependent protein catabolic process. Gene Ontology annotation, cellular component: proteasome regulatory particle; proteasome complex. The transcript is spliced from 10 exons.
UUUCUUGCAGAGAAAGAGAGCGAACAGGAAAGGGCUUUGCAGUCGAUUUCAAAUUCCCAAUUCAAUUUUCCUCAAGAAAGAUCAUCAAGUGUAGCAAAAGGGAUUUUGAUCUCGAACAAUGGACGUGAUAAAAUCACAGCAGUUAUCAGCACGGUCGAUCGAGAAGGUGGUGGUACACCCUUUGGUGCUCCUUAGCAUCGUAGAUAACUAUUAUAGAGUUGCCAAAGAUACUCGCAAGCGUGUCGUCGGUGUUCUCCUUGGUAGUGCCUUCAAAGGCACCGUCGAUGUUACCAACAGCUACGCAGUGCCUUUCGAGGAAGACGAGAAGGAUCCCAGUAUAUGGUUUCUUGAUCACAACUAUCAUGAAGCCAUGUUCUCCAUGUUCAAAAGAAUCAACGCUAAGGAGCAUGUUGUAGGGUGGUAUAGCACCGGCCCAAAGCUGCGCGAGAAUGAUCUAGAUAUUCAUGGUUUAUUUAACGACUAUGUUCCAAAUCCUGUAUUGGUGAUAAUAGAUGUCCAACCCAAGGAGUUGGGAAUACCCACAAAAGCAUACUAUGCUAUUGAAGAGGUUAAAGAGAAUGCCACUCAGAAAAGCCAGAAGGUUUUUGUUCACGUGCCUUCAGAAAUCGCUGCACAUGAAGUGGAGGAAAUUGGAGUGGAGCACUUGUUGAGGGAUGUUAAAGAUACAACUAUCAGCACACUUGCAACAGAGGUCACUGGAAAACUGGCAGCAUUGAAGGGGUUGGACGCACGGCUGAGGGAGAUACGUGGAUAUCUGGAUCUUGUUAUAGAUGGCAAACUUCCAUUAAAUCAUGAAAUACUGUACCAUUUACAGGACGUCUUUAACCUUCUUCCAAAUCUAAAUGUUGCUGAUUUGAUAAAAGCAUUUGCAGUGAAAACUAAUGACCAGAUGCUUGUCAUCUACCUUUCUUCUUUAAUCAGAAGUGUGAUAGCUCUUCAUAACUUAAUCAAUAACAAGAUGCUUAACAAGGAACAUGAGAAAGCAGAAGAUGCAAAACCAGCAACGGUGCCACCGGUUGCUGGAAGUUAAGGAUUCGUGUGGAUUUUCGCUGCAGAAGAGGAUCAAUCACACUGGUAAAUUUCCAGUAGAGUUUCUGAAAUCUAUGGCUACGUUCGGAAAAGCUCCAAUCCAUGCUUAAUCUGACUAGAAAAUGUGUAUUGUGUUUGGAUCUGAACUAGGAGGCUAUUUACUCCCCAUCUUUCUUAAAUCGACGACUUGCCGUAUUUUCGUUAUUAACCAUUCCUGAACAUGGGUGUGUUAAGUUGGGCAUGAAUUAUGGGAUUUAUCAUGUGUC